CGUUUAGUAGGAACAAAUUUCUUUGGUUUACCGAGAAUUAAUCAUGUAUUUUCAGUUUAUGAAAUAUUAACAAUUCCAUUUAAACACCAUUCAAAAUUUAUUCAGUUAGGUGAGAUAUAGAGUUCUGAUUAAUGAUCAGAAAACUUUUUACUUAUCCGUUUAGCUAAUAUGCUAUCGUAUAUCGGAUAUAAUCCAACAGAUGAAACAAUUAUAGAAUUUUAUAAACCGAAUUUACCUGAUUGUAUAUUUGGCGCAGUUACAUCAUAUCGUGAUGUACCCGCUAUACAUUCGACUUUAUCAAAUAUCUGUCUUGACCAAAUUCUGAAGAAAAAUAAAUUAUCGUCGUGUAUGUAUCAAAAUGUACCAGAUGCACCACAUUUUAUCCUUCAACUACAUGAUUCUUAUUGGGUAGUUUCAUUAAACACUUCUGUUGAAUGUUUCAAAAUUCCAAUUAUACCAUCGGACAAUGCAUAUAAAAAUGUUGUUAUGAAAAAUGAACGAAUAUUAUUGUCAUCGGCGUCACUUCUAAAAGUACCCAACAAUACAAUGAUCAGUUGCGAUGAUUUCAAUAUUAUGGGUAAGCAGAAAGUAAUCACCUAUAGUUUAAUUAUCUAUAAUAUACCUCAUACGUUAAUAGGCAAACCAUUAAUCAAUGGUAAUAAUUCAGUUGUUGUAAUACAAAAUGGUACGUCAUCAACAAUCGAUGCUGAUAUUUUUGAUAUCGAAAAACAUCUCAAUGAUUCGUCUGUACCACGUCUGAUUUACAUUGAUGCGAACAUGGAUGUUGUUAAUCGUGUACUACCACCUAUGCAGCCACCAUAUAUUUCUACCAUAAGACAAAGUCUUUUAUCGCCAUUAUCUUGGACGUGGAAUGAAACAAACAUCGCCACAAUGAUCAGCGCCUUACGCGAUUUUGAAGAGAAAUGUUUUGGCUAUCGUUUGGUAUUAUUUGAGAUUGGAUGUCAUAGUGUAUUUUGGAACAUAUUAGAAUUGAAUCCAGAUUUAUUUGGUUUUGUAGAAGAGCAAUUGUGUCAGAAUACAAGAGAUUUAUUUGAUAACCAACCUACCUUAUCAACUAAUACACAACCAGAUUUGAACAAAGACUUUAAACCUGUCUAUGGUUUAUUAACAACUAGUAGUGAAUUUGUUUUCUAUCGUUUAACGCCACCAGCACAAGCAAUAAUUAGACCAAAAUCACCUGGUGUAGUGGAAGAGAAUGAAACAAUGUGUUAUUUCAAAAAUUUUAUAAGAAUGAAAUAA
Messenger RNA from Didymodactylos carnosus, 1260 nucleotides. NCBI's taxonomy places the organism in Eukaryota, Metazoa, Rotifera, Eurotatoria, Philodinida, Philodinidae. The record is from the annotation of a GenBank genome assembly.